AUGGCUUCCGCUGCUAGGACCUUCACCCGGGCCAUCGCCCGCUCCAACCUCCGCCCCGUUGCUCGCGGCACUCGCUUCGCUGUCCCUGCACAGACCCUCCGCUCUACUGGCCGCCGUGGCUACUCCUCUGAAGCUGGUGCUGGCAAGUCCAACAGCGGACUGUUCUGGGGUCUCGGUGGCGUCGUUGCUGGUGGUGCUGCAUACUACUUCUACAGCAGCGGCGAUGUGAAGGCCAAGGCUACCGGCCCUUUCGUGCCUACCAAGGAAGACUACCAGAAGGUUUACAACGAGAUUGCCCGUCUCUUGGUUGAGAAGGAUGACUACGAUGAUGGCAGCUACGGACCUGUCCUCGUCCGAUUGGCAUGGCACGCUAGCGGUACCUACGACAAGGAGACUGGCACUGGUGGCAGCAACGGAGCUACUAUGCGAUUUGCCCCCGAGUCUGAACACGGCGCCAAUGCUGGAUUGAAGAUUGCUCGUGACUUCCUCGAGCCCGUCCAUGAAAAGUUCCCCUGGAUCAGCUACGGUGAUCUCUGGACCCUUGCUGGUGUCUGCGCCAUUCAGGAAAUGCAGGGACCUGCCAUCCCCUGGAGACCCGGCCGACAGGACGCUGACGUUACCGCUUGCACUCCUGACGGACGUCUCCCCGAUGCUUCCAAGGGCCAGGACCACAUCCGUGCCAUAUUCGGCCGCAUGGGCUUCGAUGACCGCGAAAUGGUUGCUCUUUGCGGCGCUCACUCUCUCGGCCGUGCCCACACUGACCGCUCCGGCUACGACGGUCCUUGGGACUUCAGCCCUACCGUUUUCACCAACGAAUUCUUCCGUCUCUUGGCUGACGAGAAGUGGGCUUGGAAGAAGUGGAGCGGCCCUGCCCAGUACACCGACAACAAGACCAAGACCUUGAUGAUGUUGCCUACUGACUUGGCACUUGUCAAGGACAAGGAGUUCAAGAAGCACGUCGACCGUUACGCCAAGGACAGCGAGGCCUUCUUCAACGAGUUCUCCGAUGCCUUUGCCAAGCUUUUGGAGCUCGGCGUUCCCUUCAAAUCUGAGGACCGUUACGUCUUCAAGACCAGCGAGUAA
Molecule: messenger RNA, 1083 nt
Organism: Talaromyces marneffei
Lineage: Eukaryota; Fungi; Ascomycota; Eurotiomycetes; Eurotiales; Trichocomaceae
Exons: 3
Coding region: 1-1083 (360 amino acids)
Biological process (GO): cellular response to oxidative stress; hydrogen peroxide catabolic process; response to reactive oxygen species
Molecular function (GO): peroxidase activity; heme binding
Source: RefSeq, a predicted model, not a curated record